Nestor notabilis (Kea) is the source of this 3150-nucleotide messenger RNA. It is a transcript of the gene UNC13D, whose product is annotated as unc-13 homolog D (C. elegans). The transcript is spliced from 31 exons. Bases 1 to 3150 code for a protein of 1049 amino acids. The record is from RefSeq and is a predicted model, not a curated record. NCBI's taxonomy places the organism in Eukaryota, Metazoa, Chordata, Aves, Psittaciformes, Psittacidae.
AUGGAUCUGUCCCACCAGUUCUCCAAGAGAGAGCUGGCCCUGCUCUAUGAGGAGGUUCUCUACACCAUCCAGCACCGCUUGGGCAAGCCUGAGCACCACCAUGUCAUGGAUUCCCAGGAGCUCUAUGCCUAUGUGCAAAAGGCUUUCGGCAUGGAUGCAGAGGAGCACAGUGUCAUCAUGCAGCAGGUCAAGGAACUGGAGAGCCCAGUUUUCUGCCUGAAAGCAACUGUGAAGGAAGCAAAGGGAAUUUUGGGUAAAGACGUCAGUGGAUUCAGUGACCCGUACUGCCUGCUGGGCAUCAAGACCAAGAGCCAGGAACUGGCCAACCCUGACCACAAGAAGCGGAUGAAGGCUGUGGUCAAAGACCUCAUCCCUGAAGACCAGAUCCAUCGCACACAAGUUAUAAGCCAGACUCUCAGCCCGGUGUGGGAUGAGACAUUUAUCCUGGAGUUUGAAGACACAGAGACAGCCAGCUUCCACCUGGACAUGUGGGACUCAGACGUGGUGGAGUCAGUGCGGCACAAACUGGGGGAGCUGACAGACCUCCAUGGCCUCAAACGGAUCUUUAAAGACGCUCGCAAAGACAAAGGGCAGGACGAUUUCCUGGGGAAUGUGGUCCUUCACCUAAAGGACCUGCACUGCUGGAAUGACCAGUGGUACCAUCUGGAGCCACGGACAGAGACCUACCCAAACCGGGGGCAGUGCUGGUUAUGGUUAUUGCUUCUAUGCCUUGUGUUUUUUCAGAGGGCCACCACAAGCAGUCGGACACAGCCAAGCUACACUGUCCAUCACCACCUUCUGCAGCAGCUGGUGUCCUAUGAGAUCCUUCAGCACCAGACCAGCAGCAUUUCCUGGGACGGGGAGCUGAGCAGGCAUGCCAGCACUGUGCUGUACCUGCAUGCCACGCAGAAGGAUCUCUCUGACUUCCACCAGGUCAUAGCGUGGUGGCUGGUGUACAGCAAGCUCUACCAGACCCUCGAGUUCAACAGCAACUGCCUGCUACAUCAGAUCACCAGCAUUGAGUACCAGUGGGUGCAGGAGCGCCUGAGGCCAGAGCAGAAAGCAGAGCUGGCCGAGUCUUUCCAGUCCUUGCUGACUUAUGGGGUCUCCCUUGUUCGGAGGUUCCGCAUCAUUUUCCCACUCUCUGUCCCAAGGUCCACGGAGAGGCUCCAGUCCCUGCUCCGAGUCCUGGUCCAGAUGUGCAAAAUGAAAGCUUUCCAUGAGCUGUGCACACUCAGCCCCAACCUCCCCAACAUGGUCUCCACAGCACUGAAGUCAGGCACAACAGAAUGGUUUCAUAUGAAGAAGCAGCACCUCAAGCCCAUGGUGAAGAGCAUGGAGGAGAAUGGCAAAGCCUUGUCCAAACUCCUCCUGGAGGUAUUAGGAGAUCUCCAACAGUGCCAGAAAAUCUGGAAUAGAUUUUUCAUCAGCACCUUGAAGUUGAAUCUCUUCUCCAUUGCCUACCUGGAGCUGGAGAGGCUGGUCGCGGAGCAUGUCCAGGAACAGCUACGCGAGGUCAACAGCAGCAUGUCCAAACCCACAGCUGAGAGCCUUUUCCAGCUCUACAUGAACCUCCAGGAGCUCUAUCGGAUGAAGGACUUCCUCCCAGACAGGGAUGGACCUCUGGCUCUGAACAAUUUCCACCAGUGGUUCAAGGAAGGUGUGCCCCAGUGGCUGCAGAAGGCCUACACCAUCGCACUGGAGAGGGUACAGAGAGCUGUCCAAAUGGACCAGCUGACACCCUUCGGGGAGCACAACAAGCACAGCACUUCCACUGUUGACCUGUCCACCUGCUAUGCCCAGAUUGUGCAGACCUGGCAGCAGCUCAACUGGCCGGACCCUGAGGAAGCCUUCAUGAUCAUGGUGAAGCUUGUGGAGGACAUGUGUAGAAUUGCCCUGAUGUACUGCCGGCUCAUCAAGGGGAGGGCUGAGGCUCUGUCGCUGAGCAAGCAGAAUGAAGGCGAAGCGGCCAACAGGCUCUGUAUCGUGGUGAACAACAUCAAGCAGCUGCGCCUGCUGAUCCUGAAGCUGCCAUCACAGCUGGACUGGGUGCAGCUGGAGCAGCACACAGGACCUGUCAUUGACCAGCAGCAGAUCCAGCACACGCUGCACAACCAGCUUGACAGCACCAUCUCCUGCCUGGACCAUGAGGUCCAGGAGGUGGUACAAGCCCUGGCCACCAAGCUGGAAAAGGGCAUUGCCAGACACAUCCAGGAGCUCUCAUCUUCUAAUGACACCCAGGAGCCUGAGGAUUCCAUCAUCCCCCUCAUGAAGUUCCUGGAGUCGGAGCUGCAGUAUCUCAAUGAGCAUCUGGUCCACGAAAACUUCAAAAGCCUCCUCACUCUCCUCUGGCAUCACACCUUGGCCGUGCUGUCAGCAGCCACGGGGCAGCAGGUCCCCUCAGUCCAGUGCUACAGGAAGCUGCACUGUGCCCUGAAGAGCCUGGAACUGUGCUUCCAUGCCGAGGGCUGUGGGCUGCCGCUGGAGAUGCUCCACACAGCAGUCUUCCAGUCUCUGGAGACCCGCCUGGACCUCUGCUCUGCCACCAGCCGUAAACUCAUCCAGAAAUACUUCAGCAACAGGAUCCAGCAGCAGCUGGACACCAGCUCGGAGAAGUACGGGGCCGUGACCAUCAAAGCACUGUACUGCCCUUCAGAGCAGAAACUCCGUGUGGAAGUGCUCAAUGCUGUCAACCUCAUCCCUAUGGACUCUAACGGCUCCAGUGACCCCUUCGUCCAGCUCACCCUGGAGCCCCGGCAUGUGUUCCCCGAAGUAGUGGCCCGGACUACCCAGUGCAAGAGGAAUGAGCUGCACCCCCUCUUUGAUGAAGCCUUUGACUUCUUGAUCCCCGCCGAGAAGUGCCGGCGGGAGGGUGCCUGCCUGCUCCUGACUGUGUUUGACUAUGACACGCUGGGGGCCAAUGACCUGGAGGGGGAAGCCUUCUUCCCCCUUUGCCACCUGCCUGGCCUCAACACCAAUGAGGACCCGGUUGAUACAGGACGAGUGCCCCAGACUCGCCUCCCCCUCACCCACCCCAAACCCACUGUUGAGAUUCUCCAGCUACUGGAGUCCAGGAAGGGGGACAAAGAAGCUCAGGCCUUCGUUAAGCUCCGCAAGCAACGAGCCAAGCAGUCCAAGGAGACAAAGUGA